Molecule: messenger RNA, 1570 nt
Organism: Durusdinium trenchii
Lineage: Eukaryota; Dinophyceae; Suessiales; Symbiodiniaceae
Source: the annotation of a GenBank genome assembly
CACAAAGUUGCGCGCCAGAAGUGUUGCGCAGCAUGGAGGGCGACAUCGUUGAUUUGUCUCGUCGCAUUCGCUUGGUACAGCGCCAGCUGCACAGGGCCCAGCGCGGCCGUGACGAUGUGCAGCGGGGUCUUCUGUCUGCGAGGACAGCUAGUUUGGCAAUCAUGGUGUAUGUUUUCAGUGGGCAUGAUUUGGAUGUGGCUGCCGAGUUCCUGGCGUUCUCCUCCAACGUCAAGGCGGAGCAGUGCAACCUAGAAGAUAUGCGUUGCUUGGUUGAGCGGGCUUACAUUGCAGAGCCUACGCCUCGGAUCGUUGAGCUGAUGAGUGAUGCAUGUCUUGAAAAGCGGAGCGUGUGCAUGCUAAUGUCAGCUGGCCUUUUCAUUGUCCACUUCCUCCUGUACCAGUGGCUAUGCGAACAGAACUGCAAGUGUGGUGUGGCCCCCUCCCGGCUCCAAAUGGUCCGCUACGCUCUUUCAGUGGUGCCCUCAGACUUCCCUCCAGCCUUGCAAGCGAAAUUGCGAAGCAGAUUAGAAGGCCCUCCACGCAAGCAGCGCAAGUGGUUGCAGAGUUUUCGGAAAGCCUGGGGAGCUCGAUUGGGAACGUUGCGCAGCUUACCUUUCACGCCUUUGCAUGAGAUGCAGGAGAAGGCCGUUGCUUUCUUUCGAUGGGUGAACGGAGCCUUCUCGAGCGCUGACAAGUUGCCUCUUGUCAUCAACAUGGACGAAGCCAGCUUGGCCUUUCAUUUGAGUGGCGUGGUGGGAACUGUAUUGUCCACAAAGCCAUUCAAGCGUGUGAUGCCCGGUGACCGAGCACGCCUGAGCCAUCGAAGAGGGAAUGUCACUUAUAUGGCUUCGAUCUGCAGCGAUCCAGCCUUCAACAAAUGUCUCCCCCAAAUUCUCUUGGGAAAUGCUAAUUGUUUCCCAAAGCGUGUGCUGGUGGAAGUGGAAGGAGAGCUUGGCCCGAACAUCUAUGCGUGGAGAGAGAACAGCUCCUGGAACAAUCGCGCCCUGAUGAGAAGGUAUAUUGCGCUUCUUUGCGAUUGUCUUGGUGAAGUGAUGCAGGAGCGAGAAGUUUAUCUAGUGCUCGACAUGGCUUCGUGCCACCUCCACCCAAGCGUGUUGAAAUUGGCUAUGAAAAAAGAGGGUGCGGAUCAUUCUGGUGCCAGCAGGCAUGACAGGGGUGUUGCAACCGCUGGACAGCCAUGUUUUCAGGCAAUUCCGUGCCAAGAUGCAAGAGGGUUGGCUAGAGAGGAAGAGCGCAACUGAUGAUGGCCAAGUUUCGCUCCAAACCUGGUUCAAAAUUGUCAAUGAUGCGAUUGAUGCCAUUGUCGUGAGCAAGAGUUGGCGGCAUGCGUUUGAGCGAGUCGGAAUCUUGUCGUCCCAAUCUUUGAUAUCUCCUAAGCUUUUGAAAGCUUUGGCUUGGGAGAGUUGCCCAGAAAUCCCAAACAAAUUGCCAGCGCCGGGCCAAGCGGCCAGGAUGUUUCCACGCCGGUCAAAGACCAACGUGGCAAUGUGGGUGCAAUGGAAAUCGGGUGUUUCGUUCACGCCCAUUCACACUUUGGAUUGAAAGCGCG